GCGAGCGGUGAACACGCGUGCAGCCUCCGACACACGACGCGUGACUCAUCGCCUCGCGGUACGUACGCGGUAAAUACCUGUGACCGGCGCGGGACUUACGCUUGACUCUGUUUGCAAAAAAUAUAACGCUCGAUUAGGAAACCGGCGCUGACGCAAAGCGCGGGGAAAUAUCUUGAAUAAUUAAAGCCACUCAGCUGAUAUUGACAGAGCGUGCGUAUCCGUACGAGAAGAUAUUACGCGCGCUUCUUAGAACAUAGUAGGUAGAUCGGGUUCAGUGAUAGAAAAUAUUUAGGAUAGAUCCGUGCUGAGCUUCUUGAUUCGUGACUCACAUAAAAUGACGAAAGUUAAGUUGAAACAAACUUCAAGGUCUGCCCUGAUUCCCGCUAGUGUACGUAAAUAGUUAAGGAAAAAUUAUGUUAAUGUCCGUGAUUGUUUACAUCGUUUCGUUGAAUACUCUAUCGAACGUGAGUGAACUUGUUUGUUAAAUUUGCUUAAUUAACUAUACAAUACUGAUAAAUAGGCAACUAAUUUAACGUAAAUCAAAGAUCUCUUUAUAAUACAAUUUACGAACAAUAACAAUACUCAUUAUUUUAAGCAAGCAAAACCCGUCAGUGUACAUAAGUGACAGUUCAAUAAAUAAUAAAAAGGAAAAAAAAUUGGAUCGUCGCCAAAAAUUCUUUGAAGGUUUUGAAUGUGACAAUAAAUUACUCAUCGUCGUAAAGGUCAUGCGCAGGCGCAGUGAAAGUGUAAGAAUAGAAUAAAAUAUUGAAAUCACAAUAUCAUCACCUCAAUAAAUUUAAAUAACCGAUAUUUCCUAAAUACGGUGGUUAAAAAACAAAGAGGCGGUUCGAUUCCUGUAGAACUUUGCCAAUAAAAAGAGUAAAGGCGAGGGCGAGGGUGUGAUGCUGCAUUGAAGGAUGCACUUGCCGUACGAGUCCAGGGGCCGUCGGCGCCGCGAGAUGGCCGAGCUCGAGCCCUGGUGGCUCCAGUCCAUCAUCGACGAAACGCUCGGCGAACAUCCUGACCUCGUACGGACCGGCAGUCCAGACUACAUGUGUUCCAUGCUGCCGCAGCACUGGCGGUCGAACAAGACGUUGCCAGGUGGCUUCAAGGUAGUGGCCCUGGGUGACGUGCUAGACGGCACACAGGUCACGGUGCGGGCGGGAAACGACGAGAACUGCUCCGCGGAACUGAGAAACAACACAGCUGUGAUGAAGAACAGGGUUGCCAAGUUUAAUGAUCUUCGAUUUGUCGGGAGGAGUGGGAGAGGAAAAAGUUUUUCUUUAACAAUAACAGUAUCAACGACGCCACCUCAAGUAGCGACAUACCAAAAAGCAAUCAAAGUGACAGUUGACGGCCCGAGGGAGCCCCGAUCUAAAACAAUUAUUCUAGGUACGAAUGCAUCGACUCAUCAAAUCCGGACGAUCGGUUUCCAACGACCCUUCAUCUCCGGAUCAUCCAUGGCUCUCCGCGAGAUGGAAUACAAAUCAUCUGCGAGGUCGCUGCGGUCACUAUCACACGAGGAACGAGAGUACAAAACAAAUGCUAACUUGCCAACUGAAGAGAACACUGGAAACAUUCUCGGAGCAAGUGAGUGGAACACGGGAUACCCUUCAUCAGCCUCUGUAUACCCGUCCUACGGACCCCUUCAACCCGCCUACUACAAACCAGACCCGACGAUACACAUACCUGCAGUCCUUCCUGAAAUACCCCUCGGUCAUACGACUGACUACAGCGGCUUCCAGUCUGGCUCAACGGGCUUCGUAAAAGGGAGCCCUAGCGGCGCUAGUGGCACCCUCACCGACCUUAACACUCCUGCAAUGACUACGCAAAGAUACGACCCAAAUUAUUACAAUUCUUGGCCGGCGAACAGCUACAAUUACCAAUACAACAACAUCAAUAAUAACCCCGCCUGCCUACAAUCUCAUACUCCUUACAUAAAUCCAAAUCCACAAAUGAUCCUACCGAAUUUAACGUACUCAACUGUUAAUCAGAAUCAAAUACACGUCCACUUGCACAGUUCAUCAGAUAAAUACAACCUCGAACAAUACAUGCCAAGUGAAAUUAAAAUUAAUGAUAUAGAUGGCGGCAUUUCUAUUACAACUGAUUUACCCGGUGUGGGCGAACCGAGCGGUCUAGUGCAAACUUGUGAAUCCGCCGACGAUGUGAAAAAUGGACUUUAUGGAGCGGGAAGUCAAGAAGUUUGGAGACCCUAUUGACAGUUCGCUACACCUCUCUAUGAUAGUAAUCAACAUUCCAUUGUACAUAUUGUGAUAUAGUUAUGUGAAAUAAACUCGUUAUAGUUGAUAAUUGUAUAGAAAUAAUUUAGAAAUCAAUUAAUGUAAAACAUUAAUUAGAUAAUAAGUGUUAAUAAAUGUAUUCAAGUAAGAUAAAUUAACAUUCCAAGUUACUUCGUUUUUUAUUGUAAUUUAAUUUGAUGAUUUUAAAUUAAAAAAUAAUAAAAUACCAACUAC
Messenger RNA from Vanessa atalanta (red admiral), 2474 nucleotides. RefSeq names its product protein lozenge-like. Gene Ontology annotation, cellular component: nucleus. The coding region runs from base 918 to 2219 and encodes 433 amino acids. The record is from RefSeq and is a predicted model, not a curated record. The transcript has 6 exons. Gene Ontology annotation, biological process: regulation of DNA-templated transcription. Gene Ontology annotation, molecular function: ATP binding; DNA-binding transcription factor activity, RNA polymerase II-specific; RNA polymerase II cis-regulatory region sequence-specific DNA binding. Lineage: Eukaryota; Metazoa; Arthropoda; Insecta; Lepidoptera; Nymphalidae.